This is a messenger RNA of Prunus avium (sweet cherry), 852 nucleotides long. Lineage: Eukaryota; Viridiplantae; Streptophyta; Magnoliopsida; Rosales; Rosaceae. The record is from RefSeq and is a predicted model, not a curated record.
AUGGAGCUGGUUCGUACUCCAUCUGGGCUCUCUCUUACCCAGACCAAGUAUGUCGUCGACCUUCUCAAGCGUGUUAACAUGCAUGAAGCUAAACCUGUGCCUACCCCAGCUAUUAGUGGUCAUCGUCUUAGCAUUUCUGAUGGGGAUCCUCUUCCUGAUCCCACUGAGUACCGUAGUACAGUUGGGGCUCUUCAGUACUUAACUCUCACUCGUCCAGAUAUUGCCUUUGCUGUUAAUCAGGUGUGUCAAUUUAUGCAUCAACCCACUACUGCUCACUGGCUCGCUGUCAAACGUAUUCUUCGUUAUCUGAAUGGCACACUCACUCAUGGGUUAUUCUAUUCGCCUAGCACUCUCUUUCUCAGUGCGUUCUCUGAUGCCGAUUAUGCGGGGAAUCCUGAUGACCGUCGCUCAACUGGUGGUUAUUGUGUUUACUUGGGUACUAACUUAAUCUCUUGGAGUUCUAAGAAGCAACGCGGUGUCUCUCGCUCCAGUACUGAAGCGGAAUACCGCCAGCUUGCCUACACUGCUGCCACUCUCUCAUGGUUCCGUGCUUUAUUUCUCGAUCUUCAUCUUCCAGCUCCUUGUCCCAAGCUUUGGUGUGAUAAUAUUAGUGCUCUUUCCCUCGCUUCUAAUCCUGUCUUUCACUCUCGCACUCGUCGUGUGGAGGUGGAUUAUCAUUAUGUUCGUGAAAGGGUGGUCCGGAAUGAGUUACUCGUUGCGUAUUGUUCUACUGUUGAUCAGAUUGCUGACAUUUUUACUAAGGGCUUAUCAUCUGCCCGGUUCUCCUUACUCCGGUCCAAGCUGCCUGUGCUCCACCGCCCCGUCAGCUUGCGGGGGUGUAAUGGACGUUAA